Messenger RNA from Gadus morhua (Atlantic cod), 2310 nucleotides. RefSeq lists its product as uncharacterized. Bases 225 to 2141 code for a protein of 638 amino acids. The record is from RefSeq and is a predicted model, not a curated record. The transcript is spliced from 15 exons. NCBI's taxonomy places the organism in Eukaryota, Metazoa, Chordata, Actinopteri, Gadiformes, Gadidae. Gene Ontology annotation, molecular function: interleukin-17 receptor activity.
CGAAUAGGCUACCAACAGGUAAUGUGAAACCAAUCCGAUUGAGAAAGUUGCCUCAGCCUGAAGAAGUGUAUUCCUGUCUACGCAGAAGUAGAAGAGUAAAGUUUUGGUUCCUUUUCUGAUCCACCCACAUGACAAUACAAACAAAGUGAUCGCAGCAUGAAUCCCGCCCCCGGGGUUCUUGGGAGCGGUUACCGCGACGCACGGUGAGAAGCACGUGAGACAACAUGUCGGGAUUACCUGUGGGGUGUUUGUUGUUGCUGGUGUGUGUGACGGCUGUUGCUCUUGAGAUCCGUGGAAAUGACGCACGAGUCCGCUGCUCCCAGGGUCUCUCCGACUGCCGAGUGAGUGAUUGGCCGAUGGACGCUUGGUUUGAACCUGUGGAGGGUAAGGUGGUUGUGCAGGGGGUGCAGGCGCGGGCUCAGCUGUGCUGUAGAAACAGACGGCAGUGUACCCUGUGUCUGGCUGUAGAGCUGCAGAUCCACAUCCCCCCUCAACCAGACACGAGUGAGGACCACGGGGGAGGAGGAAGACCCACCAACGGAUCCGUCAGAGUGUGCUGUGAAACCCAAACCACCCAGGGUGUGUGUCACAGAGUCCGCUUCACCCUUCACCCUGAUGCCCUCCCUCUGUCAAGUACCACGCAGCUGUCCCUGGAGGGUCAGCCAGUGUGUGCCCCUUACGGCGGCACGGCCCUGCUCUCGGUCCAGCCCUGUAGGCCACCGUGCCCCUUCCUAGCGCUCACCUUGCCCUCCCUGGAUGACGUGUGUUCUCCAGCCCUCCUUGACUCCGUAGAGGAAUGUGAUGUCCCCAGGAUAACGGCCGUGUUCCACCCCGAGACGGGCUUGGGCCUGGAGCUAGGGGGCCGCCGCCCGGGCCGGCCCGCCCUGCUAUGUCUCCUGUACGAGGCCGACGGACACUGCCGGACUAUAAACACGACCACCAUUCCACUGUGGGCUGUCACCACCUGCAUGUGUCUACAGGCUUGGUGGCCGACAGGGGAUCAGACCCGUCGAGCUAUGAGCUGCCCGUUUACAAACCACACUGAGGCCCUGAUCCAGAGGAACGAGGAUAGGAAUCUCUCUGUGUCUCUGGCGCUGGUGGAGCGGAGCGGGGCCCUUCUCCUCUGGAACCUGUCGGGCCCCUGCAGGCUAGCGGCCCAGGUGUGGCCCUGUCGCCCAGGCCAGGCCGGCCCCCACCACAGCUGUAAGGAGAUCAGGGGCCUGAGGAACGCCAGCCGCCUGGAGACCAGCAACUGGAGACAAACCCAGGAGGGCCGCUGGGAGAUAUCUGGGGCUUUCAGUUCCUUCGACCUUAGGUUCCCACCGUGUGUGAUGGUGAAAGUGAACCGGAUGGAGCAUGACUUAGGUCCCUACUGCAUUAAUUUCCCAACUGCCAGCAGAUGGCGCUGGAAUCUUCUGAUCAUCGCUAUGGUGACGUUGAUUUUGUUGGCGGUUCUGCUUCUCUACUCUCAACAUAACAAAAUAAAAAGGUGGGCAACGUGCUGGCGCUCUGCUCAAUACACACACACGGUGAGGGGCCAGGCGCUGGUGCUGAGCCCCCCAGACGCGGAGGAGGGUCUGUGUGAGUUGGUGUGCGGCCUGGGCUCCUCCCUCCGGGAGCAGGGCCUCGGGGUGUCGGUGGACCAGUGGAGCCGCGCGGAGCUCUGCUCUCUGGGGCCGUUGCCCUGGCUCUACGCCCAGCUGCUGCGUCUGGAGAAGCAGGGGGGGGGGGGCAGGGUGGUGCUGGUGUUGACCCGCGGGGCCCUGCAGAGGGCUCAGCAGUGGACACGUCUCUCCGGAUGGGAGGAGGACCGCGGACCGCAGGGCCCCACCGCCACCACCGCUCCCUCCCCUUACUCUGACGUCUUCUGGGCGUGUCUGGCAUGUGUGGCCGGGGCGCGGGGGCGGGGCCAGGCAGGGGAGCGCUUCCUACUGGUGGACUUUGAGGCCUGUCCCAGGGAGCUGGCCUGGGGCGGCGGGACGCUCCCGGAGCUCCUCGAGGGGCUGAGUGUGUUCCGCCUGCCCUCCCAGAGCCAGGCCCUGCUGCUGGAGCUGACCAGAGGAGCUGCUACACAUACCAAGGCCCAGCAGAGGACAGCGUCUGGACCGGAGAUGGAUCCUCUCACCCAUCAGACCCUAUGACGCCUCAAUCCUGGACUGCUGGAUUCUUAUGUACAUAACCUUAACUCGUUUCAGCUGAAUGAUUUUUAAUAAUAGAAUUGCAUCAUUGCUUUUAUUUUAAGCAAUGCGUGCGUGGUUUCGUCGGUGCCAACAAAACUUCAAUGUCUAAAAAUAAAUUAACUUAUCUGUU